Molecule: messenger RNA, 768 nt
Organism: Penicillium taxi
Lineage: Eukaryota; Fungi; Ascomycota; Eurotiomycetes; Eurotiales; Aspergillaceae
Exons: 2
Coding region: 1-768 (255 amino acids)
Source: RefSeq, a predicted model, not a curated record
AUGAAAUCGAUUUUUUGGGCUUUGAGUACUUUACUUGCUCUUGAAGCAAAGGCGGCAACUUUACCUUCAUUCCCCUCGGCCUGUGCCAAUGACAUCCAACAUGAUGUUAUAUAUAUUUUCAGUCAUGCACCAUUGACCUUUUCAUUUGACGUUUUUACUGCCUCAGAUUGUGCUACGAAAUGUGCUGGGUUAUCGGCAUGCUGUACCUGGCUCUAUUCGACAUCAGGCUAUGAAUGUCAACUGUACGGAGAGGACCCGAUAUCUGAGAUAUCGAAUCCGCUUUUUGUUUCAGGAGCUUGUUCACCUCCGACGGCCUCUCUCAUUGGGAUCCCCUCUUCGUCCAGCAUUCCAAUCCUCAACGCUACAGGAGAUAUUACUCGGAAGGAGAGGAAAAAGAAGGGGGAGAUGGCAUUCACGGCUAGGAUGAGACAGAUUGUCCCUGGUCUCUUCCUGGGGAAUGUUGGAGCAUCACACAAACGGGAAAUGCUUCAAGAGAACCAUAUUAACGCAAUUGUCUCUCUCACUGAUGCUCGAUGGUGUGGUAGAAGACCAUUACAAGAGAGGCGGGCGUUCCAGAACAUCGUCGCAAAUGGGUUCAGUGUGUGGAUUCGUCGACCCAAGACCUCCCUCGCCCAUAUGAGUGAUAUUUGCGACUUCAUCGACCAAACGGCAUCCCCGGCUCUUUCUUCGCUCCUCUAUUUUUUAUUCAGCUACUCUAAAUGGCUAUAUGAAUCAUAUAGAAAAUAUAGUAGUAGACUGUUCGGGUAG